CUGAGCCGCUGGGGGGGCAGCGGGGCAACGUGCUGGCUGCUGCUGCCCCAGGCAGCGUGGGCAGAUGCUGGGUGUGCGUGCGAGGGGAGCUGCCCGUGGGCAUCACCGGCGAUGGGCACGCGUCGGAGCACACUGAGCCCCACGCCAGCUGCUCAGCGGUGACACCAGAGGGCGGUGGCAGCCCCCGUGGGGACACAAAUCCUGCUGCCACACAGUGCUCGGGCAGCGGUGGCGGGGAGGCUGAGGAAGGGGUGAGCUGGGGGGACGCCGGCACGCACCGCUUUGCUGCCCAGGUGCAUUUCCUUCCCAGCUGCCCCUGUCCUAAUUAUUCACUCAUCCCUAAUUACUCGCUCCUCCCAGCACCCUGAGGCCACUGGUGCUGGUGCUGUGAAUUAAUCCAUCUCUGAGCUUCCCUGACUGCCCGAUCGGGGAGCAGGAGGUGGCCCCGUGGCCCUGCCCACCCCUUCCCCGUGCCCACUGCAGGAUGCUCACACCAGCCCCUUCCUCCUGCCCCUUUCUUUCCCACCCGAUUUCUUCCCGGGCUCUGGCUGCCAGCCCCAUCCCUUCCCAUUUGUGAAGGGUUUUGCCGCCUGUGAAGCAGCUCUUCCACGCGCUGGGGCUCCACGGGGACGGGGUGUUGGGGUCCCCUCUCCACGGGCUUUGCCUCUGCAUCACCGGGAUGCUCCAGCUCGGGACAGAGCCUGGCUGCUGCCCCCGGGGAUUGGCUCCAGCACUGGCACAAGGCUGUGGCAGCAGCGGGGGCCCCGGGCCCUGCUCCCCCCCGCACCGGCGGCAGCAGCAGCCGGAGGCAGUGGCGCUGCGGCAGGGAGUCCCGGUGCUGGCGGCCGUGCGGGAUCCCCAGCAGCUGGGGCAUGGUGUGGCAGUAUUUCCUCGCUCUGCUCGAGGAGUAAUUGCUCAGAUGGGGACUUGGGGCAACUCCCAUCCCUCUCCCGGCAUGGUAAUGAGUCAAGAAGACUCAAAGACAAAUGGCUCAUUAAGAAGCAGUGCUGCAUUGCAGGAUUUUUCAUCCCACCAACCGCUGCAUCAGCAGAGGCAGUACCUCUCGCGCGCUCGCUCUCCCCAGCUCUGGGAGAAGGAGCUGUCAGGCAGCCGGUGCCGGUGCCAAAAUUAAUCAUGUGCUUAAUAAACUACUCCCAUCAAACAACCUGUCCUCGGAGUCCCCUCGUGCGGAGCGGGGCAGAUGGGAAGAGCGACGCUCAGUGCCCUUCCCCGGGGACAGCGGGGUCUUGCAGUCCCCAGCUGGGGUCACCCCAGCAGUGCUGAGCCCUGCUGGGUCCUGCUCGUGGCCCUGCACGGGGCCAGAGCAGCUCCUGCGAUUAAUGGCAUCAGUGAAGGGGAAUAAUUCAGGCUCUGCUGCCUGCAGCUGGGCUGGGGCUGCACGAAGGCAGCGGGAGCUGGCUCAGGGUGUCCGGCCGUGGUGCUCUCAGCCCUGCUGCCCUGGCCCCUCUCAGCAUGCUCGGUGACUCUCUCACAUUUGGAAUUUUUCAGCUGGCAUUUGUCCUUCAUGACUUUUUAAAAAAUAUCCUCAUCCCUUAUUUAUUCUAAGCUGUAUCUGCUUGGUUUCUGCCCCUUGUUUCUGCUUGGUUUCUUCCCAGGCAGGGCCCGUCUCAGCCCUCUAUUUCUGUUUCGUUGCCCGUAACUGCCUUUGAUUUCCUGAGCACACCGAGCACGCUGGCUGUGAUCUUCGCAUCCUGCUCGCUUGGUGUCCCAGUUUGCCUUCUCCUGGGGCUCCUUCGGCUGCCUGUCCGAGGGCCUGGCGGGGCAGCACGUGGGCUGGGUCCCGUCCCUCUGUGCUAGCGCUGCUGGAAGCAGAGGGCUGUGCGCUGCUCCGCGCCCUGCUCAGGGCGAAGCCGCCUUUGUUCUCCCUGAAUUCUCUGCUCCCGGCUGAGCUCGGUGCCGCGGCGUUCGGCUGCUCCGGAGCUCCUGACCUACCUUCCCCGCUCACGGCUGUGCUCCAUCCGUGCCUGCUGCAUCAUAAAUAUUGCACGGGAACGCGCGCUCGGAGCGCUGCCGCUGGCACGGUGCUGGGCACGGCACCCACGGCAUCCUCUGCGCAAACGGGGCUGAGGCUGGGCUCAUGGGGGGCCAGGGGGUCCUGGGGAGAGGGACCCCGGGAGGGGUCAGGAUGGGGGGGCAGCAGCAGGGAUCACUUUGGGAAGGGGAUGAUCCCGUAGCUGCCUCCAGGGGAGCAUGGUGCUUCCGCUGAUCCUCCCCGUGGCUUUGGGGAGGUUCCCCCAGACCCUGGUGGGCUCCAUCCAGCGAGCUCACAGCCAAACUGGGGGCUGCCCUCACCCUUCCCUGUAAAGUAAUUACUUACGGGAAUGACAAAGUUCAGACUAAUUACACUAUCUCUUUCCUGCCUGACACAACUAAUGAAAUAUCCAUGAGCUGCUUUCAGCUAAUUCAACUUUUAAGAAAAUAAUUACUCGACGCAGAAUUAUGUACUAAAUUAGGUGAUUCCUUUACUAAGCACCCUUUUUUUUCAGGCUGAGUAAAUUUUACUAAUACAGCCUAAUAAUAUAACAGAGUAAUUAGUAAUAAAAUAAAAUGUUUGCUCUCUACAAUCCUUCUCGCUUACAACUAGUUGGGAAAAAGUAAAUAGAUUAAAAGCACGGUGGAACCGACCUGGCGGUAUUCCGUAUUUAUUUUCAUCCAGCGACUGUAGAUCAAAUUUGCUCAGCUCCUAAGUGGGAAGACCAUAGUUUUUUGUUUUUUUUUUUCAGACUCCAGCUCGCACGCGGUGCCGGGAGCUCUAGCUGCGUGUUUGUUCUCUCUUGCUUUCAUCACGAGCCAUAAAGAUCCCCAGCAGGAACCGCGCUGCCAAACUUGUCGCUAAUUUGCAAAGCAGAAUGGACCGGGCUCGCGCCAUCCUCGCCAGGCGAGCGGCUGUAAAAAAUCACUUUGCUCGCGCUGGAAAGCCGAGGUGGCAGGAGGAGCCUUUGUGGAGCAUAUGGCCGGAUCCAGAGCAAAUCAAAGUCAACGGCGAGGCAGCCGCUGGGCCGGCUCCGGCGCCCGCUGGCAGGGAAUUGCAUAAGAGGAUGUGGCUGGGGAUGGUUUUGGGGCGUAGCCGGGCAAAACACGUGCGGGGUUGCGCUGGCCAUGGGACUGCCUCGGUCAGAGGAGGGAAGGAGGCACUGCUAAAAAUCCCUGAGGAUUUGGGUCAGGCUCUUUUUUGGGGGGGACAACCGCUCUCGCUCUUCCUCCCUGUGCUUCAUCUCCCUGCAGACCUUGGUGCCCCCGGGACACGCUGCGUGGAGGAGCCAGCGGCCGGGCCAUGAGGACAGCAUCCCCCUGAGCGCCGGGCGGUGAGCCCGCAGGGAAAACCCUGCAGGAUGCCGAGGCUACGGGGCGGGUGCUGACACCAUGAAGGGCUACCAUGGGGAGCGUAGCCAGGCACAGCACUCCUCCGGCCACCGCUGCCGCUGCAUCCCAGAGGACUGCGAGCAUCCCGCGGACUACGUCGCGCACGGCCCCGAGGGCCGGCAGCCGUACCUCCUCAGCCCCAGCGAGCCGUGUUCCCUGGAGCAUCCCUUCUGCCCGGCGCGGAGCCCCGGCGCGGCCGGCGAGUGCCCGGGUGGUGCCCUGAGCGAGCCGCCCUCCGGCAGCGCCAGCAGCACCUUCCCGAGGAUGCACCACGCGCAGCAGCAGCCCUACGACUCCUGCGACGAAUGCAUGGCGACCGCCCACCCCGCCAGCAAGAUCAACCGCCUGCCGCCGACGCUGCUGGACCAGUUCGAGAAGCAGCUGCCGCUGCACCACGACGGCUUCCACACGCUGCAGUACCCGCGGGCCGGCGGCGCCGAGCCGCGCAGCGAGAGCCCCAGCCGCAUCCGCCACCUCGUCCACUCCGUCCAGAAGCUCUUCGCCAAGUCGCACUCCCUGGAGGCGCCGGCCAAGCGGGACUACAACGGCACCAAGAUGGACGGCCGCGGGGACGGCUACCACCACCACCACCACCACCACCACCACCACCACCACCACCACCAGUCCCGCCACGGCAAGCGCAGCAAGAGCAAGGACCGCAAGGUGGACUCCCGGCACCGGUCCAAGAUGAUGGGCUGGUGGAGCUCCGACGACAACCUGGACAGCGACAGCAGCUACAUGGUGUCCGGCCGGCACGCCGUGGACCAGGGCACCCAGUACUGUGUGGACGCUCCCGAAAGUGCCUUCAGAGACUUGACCUUGAAGAGUCUAAAGAGCGGUGGGGAAGGAAAAUGCCUGGCCUGUGCCGGCAUGUCCAUGUCUCUGGAUGGCCAGACACUCAAGAGGAGUGCCUGGCACACCAUGACUGUCAGCCAAGCCCGCGAAGCCUACCCCAGCGCCGGCGGCACAGAGAAAACCUUGAUGCUUCAGGAGGCAAAGGCCAAAGACAGAGCCUACCAGUACCUGCAGGUGCCGCAGGAUGAGUGGAGCGGGUACCCGGCGGUGGGCAAGGACGGGGAGAUCCCCUGCCGGCGGAUGCGCAGCGGCAGCUACAUCAAGGCCAUGGGCGACGAGGACAGCGCCGACUCGGACGCCAGCGCCAAAAUAUCGCCCCGGGCGGCCACGCGGCGGGACAGCUACCGCCGCUCCUCCAGCGCCGACCAGGCCAGGAGCAAGUUUGCAAGUAGGCACUAUUCUGAUUCAUAUAUCUGUAACUGUCCCAGCUGCGGCACACCACCUCGAAUGCUCCCUCGGGGACAGGGCUACGGGCGCUCCUUCACCACCGGCCAGAUCAACGACGAGCUCAACCACCAGUUCGAGGCCGUGUGCGAGUCCGUUUUCGGCGAGGUGGAGUCGCAGGCGGUGGAGGCGCUGGAUCUGCCCGGCUGCUUCCGCAUGCGGAGCCACAGCUACCUGCGGGCCAUCCAGGCGGGCUGCUCCCAGGACGACGACUGCCUCUCGCUCUUCUCCAUGUCGGCCCCCCCGGGGCCGCCCAUCACCAGCAGUAUCCUGAAGCCCAGCACCUCUUUCAGUUACAGAAAAGCUCCACCUCCCAUCCCUCCAGGAACCAAAGCCAAGCCCCUCAUCUCCGUCACGGCGCAGAGCAGCACCGAGUCUGCCCACGAGAGCUACCUGCCCGGCGAGGUCGCCCGCAGCCCCGCCUGGUCCAAAGACGCCGCGGCCCGCUGCAACUCGGCCGAGAGCCUGGAGAGCUCCAAGGUGACGGCCGUGUCCCUCGACCUGCCGCCCGUCCAGCCCCGCGCCGCCCCCAAGCCCUCCACGCUCAUCAUCAAGGCCAUCCCCGGCCGGGAGGAGCUGCGGAGCUUGGCUCGGCAGAGGAAGUGGCGUCCUUCCAUCGGCGUCCAGGUUGAGGCCAUCUCCGACUCGGACACGGAGAGCCGGAGCCAGAGGGAGUUCCACUCCAUCGGGGUGCAGGUGGAGGAAGACAAAAGGCGAGCUCGCUUCAAGCGCUCCAACAGCGUGACGGCGGGUGUGCAGGCGGACCUGGAGCUGGAGGGCUUCGCCGGCCUGGCUGUGGCCACCGAGGACAAAGCCCUGCAGUUCGGGCGCCCCUUCCAGCGGCACUCCUCGGAGCCCGAGUCCGGCCGGCAGUAUGCCGUGUACAAGACGGUGCACACGCAAGGCCAGUGGGCGUACCGGGAGGACUACCAGAUGCAGUACGACGCGGUGGAGGUGCCCCGCCGCGACGCCUGGGUGGAGCGGGGCUCCCGCAGCCUCCCCGACUCCGGCCGUGCCUCCCCGUGCCACCGCGACGGCGAGUGGUUCAUCAAACUGCUGCAGGCGGAGGUGGAGAAGAUGGAGGGCUGGUGCCAGCAGAUGGAGCGGGAGGCUGAGGACUACGACCUGCCGGAGGAGAUCCUGGAGAAGAUCCGGAGCGCCGUGGGCAGCGCCCAGCUCCUCAUGUCCCAGAAGGUGCAGCAGUUUUACCGGCUCUGCCAGCAGAACAUGGAUCCCAAUGCCUUCCCAGUGCCCACCUUCCAAGACCUGGCUGGCUUCUGGGACCUGCUGCAGCUCUCCAUUGAGGACGUCAGCAUGAAGUUUGCGGAGCUCCAGCAGCUCAAGGCCAACGGGUGGAAGAUCAUCGAGCCCAAGGAGGAGAAGAAGGUGCCUCCCCCGAUACCAAAGAAGCCGCCGCGCUCCAAGGUGCACCCGGUGAAGGAGCGCUCCCUGGACUCGGUGGACCGGCAGCGGCAGGAGGCUCGCAAGCGGCUCCUGGCAGCCAAGCGCGCCGCCUCCUUCCGCCAGAACUCGGCCACCGAGAGCGCAGACAGCAUCGAGAUCUACAUCCCCGAGGCGCAGACCCGGCUGUGACAGGGGGGGGCCUCGGCUUUUCUACCCGGACUGGACGGCGCGUCCAUCGCUCACUGUGAUCGGGGGCCACGGGGACACCCUGGGGGCAGCGCUUGGCCCACUCACAGCUUCUCUCUUUUUCUAUCGUAGACGUUUCAUGGAUCCGACGGUGAAUGAACACCAACCUGGUUCUGCCCCGUCCCAUCGCCCCCGCAUGCCCCUGCCCGCCUCUGCCAGGGUCCAGGGCUCUUCCUUCCCCCUGCCCUCUUUGGGGCCGUGUCUCAGCUCUUCUGUCCCUUGCCCCCCCUCGGUCCCUGUCCCAUCCGAAGGAGAGGUGACCCCAGCCACCAGCCUUGCUGGGUGGGAGGGGAGGGGGCUGCAGGCAGGCCCCCCCCCAGCCUCUCUGUAACUCAGUGCAAUCCUGCGGCCGUGGGGACGGGCCCCUCCGAGCCCCCCAGCCCUGUGCCCAGCCGGAGCCCCGCUCCGCUCCCCGCCUCCUGCCCCGGUGCGUGGGGAACCCAGGGUCCCUGACCUAUACACGUAUAUAAAUAUAACCUAAGGAAUAAAACAGAAACUACACAA
Molecule: messenger RNA, 6837 nt
Organism: Oxyura jamaicensis (ruddy duck)
Lineage: Eukaryota; Metazoa; Chordata; Aves; Anseriformes; Anatidae
Gene: DLGAP3
Product: DLG associated protein 3
Exons: 12
Coding region: 3385-6276 (963 amino acids)
Biological process (GO): signaling
Cellular component (GO): postsynaptic specialization; glutamatergic synapse
Molecular function (GO): molecular adaptor activity
Source: RefSeq, a predicted model, not a curated record